Molecule: messenger RNA, 1017 nt
Organism: Zymoseptoria tritici IPO323
Lineage: Eukaryota; Fungi; Ascomycota; Dothideomycetes; Mycosphaerellales; Mycosphaerellaceae
Exons: 1
Coding region: 1-1017 (338 amino acids)
Biological process (GO): Mo-molybdopterin cofactor biosynthetic process
Molecular function (GO): 4 iron, 4 sulfur cluster binding; GTP 3',8'-cyclase activity; cyclic pyranopterin monophosphate synthase activity
Source: RefSeq, a predicted model, not a curated record
AUGCCUCAGGAGGGUAUCCAGCUUUCGCCGGACAGGGAUAUUCUCACUACGCCGGAGAUUUACUACCUGAGCGCGCUAUUUGUCAACCAGGGAGUGACGAAGAUCAGGUUGACAGGAGGAGAGCCGACAGUGCGGAAGGACUUUGUUCCAUUGAUGAAGCAGAUUGGAAGUCUCAGACGGCAUGGGUUGCAAGAGCUUGCGUUGACAACGAAUGGAAUAUCCUUACAUCGAAAGCUGGAAGACAUGGUGGAGGCGGGCUUGACUGGCGUGAACAUAAGUCUGGACACUCUUGACAAGCUGCAGUUUCCGCUGCUCACGCGAAGGAAUGGCUUUGACGCAGUCAUGAAGAGCAUAAACCGGGUCCAAGAGAUGAACAAGCUCGGUGCAGGCAUCAAUCUGAAGAUCAACUGCGUUGCGAUGCGAGGAGUCAACGAUGAUCAGAUUCUGCCAUUCGUGGAGAUGACUCGGGAGCAAGAUUUGGAAGUCCGCUUCAUCGAGUACAUGCCUUUCGGCGGCAACAAGUGGAGUCAGAAGAAAAUGCUGCCAUAUGCCGAGCUGGUCGAGAUCAUCCGUUCUCAAUACCCCGAUAUCGGCCGCCUGCAAGAUGGUAAAAGUGCUGUUUCAAAGACAUGGCAGGUACCUGGAUUCAAAGGUCGCAUAGGAUUCAUCACCAGCAUGACGAACGAUUUCUGCGGGACAUGCAAUCGAUUACGGAUCACAUCUGAUGGCAAUCUCAAGGUCUGCUUGCAUGGAAAUACCGAAGUCAGCUUGCGGGAUCUUUUACGAAACGAGCACGACGGCGAGCCGAUGGACGAGGCGGCUUUUGAAGCAAUCCGACAGAUCGAAAUGGACAGACGACAGCCGAAUGGGAUUCCAGUCACCAAGGGGUGGAUCAGUAAGGAGCGCCAGCUUCUCGAAGUGAUUGGCGCUGCGGUCAAACGAAAACAGGAGAAGCAUGCUGGCAUGGGCGAGUUGGAGAACAUGACGAACCGGCCGAUGAUCUUGAUUGGUGGGUAG